AUGCUUGGAGUUGGAAAUGUUCACGAGGCAGCAGCAUUAAAUUGUGAUGUAAAAAGAAGUUUAAGUAAAAAAUCAUCUAUUGGAAUUAUUUUGACAAAUUCUGAAAAUGGAAGUAGUGGAGGUGGUGGAAAUUCUGGUUGGUUUGGCGGAGGCGACGUCAAUCAAAAAUUGUGGCGAUAUCGUCGUGAUAAUUCUGUUACAAAUGAAAGUAACAGUGGAGGGGGUGGUGUUGGAGGUGUUGGACGCCCUCGUGGAUCAAGUGGAACUUCGUGCACUUUAAUGGUUGAACGUAAAUCUUCGAGCAACUUAACCACAACAAAUGGAGGGCCGAACAGUCAAGAAUUUUGGCAAAAUCAAAAUUUUUCUGCCCAAGUGCAGUUGCUUACAUGUAGUGGUGGUAAUUUUAACAAUAAUACCACCAUUGAUGCAAGAACUGCAACAGCAACAGAUGAAAAUUGUAGUAUAACAGAGAGUGCUACAGCAGACGAUUUUCUUUAA
Molecule: messenger RNA, 498 nt
Organism: Meloidogyne enterolobii
Lineage: Eukaryota; Metazoa; Nematoda; Chromadorea; Rhabditida; Meloidogynidae
Source: the annotation of a GenBank genome assembly